This is a messenger RNA of Cimex lectularius (bed bug), 826 nucleotides long. RefSeq lists its product as uncharacterized. The transcript is spliced from 2 exons. NCBI's taxonomy places the organism in Eukaryota, Metazoa, Arthropoda, Insecta, Hemiptera, Cimicidae. Bases 251 to 742 code for a protein of 163 amino acids. The record is from RefSeq and is a predicted model, not a curated record.
UUUAAUGUAGUUGCAAUAGUGCUUCUAUAAAUUUUUGCACCAUGUGAAUUACUGAACACAUGUUAAAAAUAAAAUGAUUUCAUAUCAUCCAAAAUUCAAGUAAUUACAAUGACAUUAAGGACAUGAUACAAAAACUUAAAAGGCUCAUAUUUUCUAUACUAUAAUCCAAAAAGUUCUUGUGAGGAGCUAAGAGCUUGUACCUAUGAAAAAGAAGAUACUUGCAGUUUAAGAAGGCAAUCUUAACAGAGUGAUGUCAGAUUCAGACCAACCACCGUGGGAUCAGCCUGGAGUUUGGAUUUUGGGCAUCGGAGUUGUAUCAACUGUGGUUAUGUGGUUAUACCUAAAUAACCAAGCUGGAUAUGAACCUCGGUGCCCUGGCAAGCCGAUUUAUCAUAAAUAUUAUGAAAGAUAUGUCGAAGAACCAGAUUGGUUGGAAAUGACAAAUGAUAAAGAAAAAAACCAAGAUCAAAAAACUUCAGGAUUAGACAGUGAAAGCAAGAACUUUCAAAAUUUGCCCAAUAAAGAUAUUGCUAAAACCAACCCUUUGAGCGAAAUAAGAAAUUUUGAAAGCACAUCAGGUGAUACUGCAACCCCAAGCAAUAUAGAUACAUCAUCUACAUCAAAUACUCCUAACAAUUUUUCACAAUCACCCUUCAAAUCGAAUUCAGACACUGAAGACAGUAGGGUGGAUAAUUUUACUAUAAAGAAAAAUAAAAAAGCAAAUCCACGAAGCACUCCUUGAAACAAAUCUGAAAGCCGAUGAAGAACUUAUAGGAUAGACACAAAAUAGGAAAAUAUGUAAUAAAAAAAUCAUAAUAAUACUUUA